AUGGUGACACCCGGGGCCCUGAGGGUCCUGUUUCUCCUGCUCCUCCUGCUCUGGGCCUCAGGUAUGGAAAAUUCUAGGAUCCUGGAGCAACCGAGAAACGUCUGCCUGGGGCUCAUCAAUGAGGGCAACUAUGAGUCCUUCCACCUGGAGAACACAGCUGGCUGCUUCACAAAAUGCAGGCAGUCAGGGAAUGAACCCUGCGACCUGAAAAACUUACAGAGAUACUGGCUGAAAUACGAGUUCCAUCUGGUGGAGAAUCAGAUGGGGAUAGUGAAUACGUCUUUUUUGAAGGCUGUUGUCCAGAGUGUCAGCACCAACAUCUCAGAAGACCUGCUCUUCUCUCUGACGCCCUCCCAGGUUCCAAGGCCAGUGACAGAGGAGGAGCAUGAGCCCCCCGACAGAGUCCGGCUGCCCCGGAGUCUCUUUGAAUCCCUGCAGGACAGCAGGUCGGUGGUCCGGCUGGCCAUCACGCUCCUGGACAUCGGUCCAGGGAAUCUCUUUAAGGGCCCCGAGCUCAGCCUGGAGGACAGCAGCAGCGUGUUGAACAACCGCCUGGUGGGCUUGAGUUUGGGCAAUAUAUCUGUCAGCAGGCUGGCUGAGCCUUUGGAGAUCACCUUCUCCCACCAGCGCCCACCCUCUAACAUGACCUUCAGCUGUGUAUUCUGGGAUGUGACUAAAGGGUCAACAGGAGACUGGUCUUCCACAGGCUGCUCCACAGAGCUCAGCGCCAAGAGGACUGUCUGUCGCUGUGACCACCUGACCUUCUUCGCUUUGCUGCUGAGGCCGAUCUUGGACCGGGCCACGGUGCAGGCCCUCAUUCGCAUUUCCCAGGCUGGCUGUGGAGCCUCGAUGAUCUUCCUGGCCUUCACUGUUCUCCUGUAUGCUGCCCUGAGCCCCCAGCAGCCCCACUCCCUCCGUCUCAGAGCAAGCCGUGAGUGUGAGCGGUGCCACCCCUGUCCCCAACCAAGCCCCCGCCUGGGACGCAGCCCCCAUCCCCAACAAGCUGAGCAUGACCUGCCAGCUGGCCGCGCCGCUGGACCCUGUGAGCCCGGCUUGGAGCGCCAGAAGGAAUCGUCACCAACUCUCGAGGGUGGGCCCUGGCGUCUCAGGUUCUAUCGGCAGCGGUUCAAGUCAGAAGAUGCCCCCAAGGUCCACGUGGCCCUGAGCAUUAGCUUGUUUCUCCUGAAUCUAGCCUUCUUCAUCAAUGUGGGGCAUGGCCGUGAGCCGUCAGAUGCCACCUGCUGGGCCCGGGGGGCCAUCUUCCACUAUUUCCUACUCUGUACCUUUACCUGGAUGGGCCUGGAAGCCUUCCACCUCUAUCUGCUCGUCAUCAAGGUCUUCAACACCUACUUUGGGCACUAUUUCCUGAAGCUGAGCCUCGUGGGCUGGGGCCUGCCUGCCCUAAUCGUCAUUGGCACCGGGAGCGCCAACAGCUAUGGCCACUAUGCCAUCCGCGACAAGAAGAACAUGGCCACGCUGGAGCUGUGCUGGUUCCGUGAGAAGACCGCUGUCUCUGCCCUCUAUGUCACCGUCCAUGGCUACUUCCUUAUCACCUGCCUCUUCAGCGCUGUGGUCCUGGGCCUGGUGGCCUGGAAGAUCUUCACUCUGUCGACUGCCACAGCAGGCAAGGAGCAGGGACCGAACUGGAAGGGAGUGCUCACCGUGCUGGGCCUCUCGAGCCUGGUGGGUGUGACCUGGUGGCUGGCCAUCCUCACGCCCCUGGGCCGAUCCACCAUCUAUGUCUUCGCGCUGUUCAACUCCCUGCAAGGUGUCUUCAUCUUCUGCUGGUUCGCCGUGCUCUACUUCCCCAGCCGGACUGCCGUGGCCUCCUCUUCUGGCACCGCCAGAAUUGACCAGGUCCACACCGCGUCUCAAGAAUAG
This is a messenger RNA of Puma concolor (puma), 1881 nucleotides long. It is a transcript of the gene ADGRG3, whose product is annotated as adhesion G protein-coupled receptor G3. Gene Ontology annotation, biological process: cell surface receptor signaling pathway; adenylate cyclase-activating G protein-coupled receptor signaling pathway. The record is from RefSeq and is a predicted model, not a curated record. Lineage: Eukaryota; Metazoa; Chordata; Mammalia; Carnivora; Felidae. Gene Ontology annotation, cellular component: plasma membrane. Gene Ontology annotation, molecular function: G protein-coupled receptor activity.